Molecule: messenger RNA, 1725 nt
Organism: Naegleria gruberi
Lineage: Eukaryota; Heterolobosea; Eutetramitea; Acrasida; Naegleriidae
Exons: 2
Coding region: 1-1725 (574 amino acids)
Biological process (GO): transmembrane transport
Cellular component (GO): membrane
Molecular function (GO): transmembrane transporter activity
Source: RefSeq, a predicted model, not a curated record
AUGCAACAACAACAACUCAACAGUUACUCAUUCCUUGAAGAGGAAGAAGAAGAGGAGAGAAUGCAAUCCAUGCCAUCUCUACCAGUAUCAUCUUCAUCAGAUAUCAUACUCACUUCGUCAACAAUAAUUGACAAUGAAAAUAGUGAUGAUAAUGAAAUGAUUGAUAAUGAUGAUAGAAAGCAAGCAAAGAUUGGAUGGAAAGAUUGGAUUCUUAAUGGUUUUAAAGGUAAACAAGUACAGAAUAAUGAACAGCAACCAAAAUUAUAUAAGAUGAGAUGGGUCAUGCUGAUGAUAUUUACUCUUUCAAUGUUUAGUUCAGUUUUGGCUCAAUCAACAUUUUCAUCAGUUGGAACAAUAAUGAUGAAAUAUUAUAAUGUUCCAAAUGAGAAUUGGAAAAUCAACAUGAUGGGUAUGAUAUUUCUCAUUGUAUCCCUUCCUUCAUCAUGGACAGUUAGUUUUGUCAUGAAGAAAUAUGGUUUAAGAUCAUGUGUAUUAAUAUUUGGAAUUUUGACAUGCAUUGGAAUGUGGAUUCGUUGUUUAGGUUAUGGAAAGGGAAAUGAAACUAAUUUAUGGAUUGCAUUCAUUGGACAGUUUUUAAUUGCCUUUGCUCAACAUUUUGUGAGUAGUGUUUCAAGUUUGUUGAGUGUGAAUUGGUUUGGAGAUCGAGAGAGAACUCUUGUUUUGGUUUCAACUUUAUUGAUGGGUGUUAUUGGAGGUGGAGUUUCAUUUGCUAUUGGACCUACUUUGAUUACAAUGGGUAAAUCUGAAAUGGAUGGAUCUGAAAUGGGAAUGUUAAUUUAUUUAAUUGGUCAAUCGGUGAUUGCAUCUAUUUGUUUAGUGUUAAUUGUAUUGUUUGUUAAGGAUAAACCACCAACACCUCCAGUAAUUAUGAAGAAGAAGGAAAGUGAAGAAGAAAUGAAUCAAGAAAAUUUAGAAAUUGAAGAGAAAUCAAACGAAACAAAUGAAACAAAUGAAAUGCAAGAAGAAUCAAAUAUUAACAAUGAUAUUGAGAAUGGUAAUUCACCAACACAUUCUAAUAAUGAAGAAGAAAUACAAGAAGAAUCCAAUAAGAAAGAUAUUUAUCCAAAACAAACAUUUAUUGAAGGAAUGAAAAAGUUAGUGACCUCUCCACAUUUCAUCAUGUUAACCGUUGCAUCAUCCUGUCUCACUUCUGUAUUACAAACUCUUCAAAUUUUAGAUCAAAUCAUAACUCCAAAAGGUUAUUCCACAUUUGAUGGCGCCAAUUUUAGCAUGGUCAACUUGGUUUUUGUAUUAAUUGGUUGUUUCGCAUUAAGUAUAUUAUUUGACAAGACAAAAAAGUUUAAAUUGAUAACAUGCAUUAGUAGUUUCAUGUCUGUCAUUGGAUUUGGAAUGUUUGCAAUUAUCAUGCAAUGGGAAAAGUCAGAUUUCACAUUAAUAUUUAUUUACCUUUCAUUUAUCAUUAUUGGAUGUUCUGCAAUUCCAAGUUUGCCUUUAAUCUCUCAAAUGGUAGUUUAUUCAACUUAUCCUAUUCAUCCAGCAACUAGUUUAGUAAUUUCAAGCGUAUUUGGAACUGUGUGGAGUGUUGUCUUUUUAUUUGUAAUUAAUAUUUUACAAAGUCAAUUAAGAGAAAAGGCAUCUAGUAUUAUUUUAUGGAUGGAUUUGGUAUUAUUAAUUGUUGGUUUCUUAAUGAUUUUACUUUUUAGAGGAAAUUUCAAUAAUAUUUUGGUCAACCAGAAAAAAUAA